Protopterus annectens (West African lungfish) is the source of this 1008-nucleotide messenger RNA. It is a transcript of the gene RCC1L, whose product is annotated as RCC1 like. The transcript has 8 exons. Lineage: Eukaryota; Metazoa; Chordata; Ceratodontiformes; Protopteridae. The record is from RefSeq and is a predicted model, not a curated record. Bases 3 to 806 code for a protein of 267 amino acids.
GUAUGGGAAACAAUGCAUAUGGACAGUGUGGAAGAAAAAUAGUAGAAGGUGAAGUUUACAGUGGCAGCCAUGUGAUUCACAAGAUUGAAGAACUGGAUGAGAAAAUUGUUGAGGUUGCCUGUGGUCAGGAUCACAGUCUCUUCAGGACAGAUAAAGGUGAAAUAUAUUCCUGUGGCUGGGGAGCAGAUGGCCAGACAGGUCUUGGUCAUCACAACAUGACAAGCACACCAACAAAACUAGCUGGGGAUAUUGCAGGAGUGAAUAUAGUUCAGAUGGCUACCUAUGGAGACUGUUGUCUGGCUGUGUCCAGUGAUGGAGAACUCUUUGGAUGGGGAAACUCUGAGUAUCUGCAGCUUUCAGUCGUUACAGAAACCACACAGGUGAAUAGCCCAAGACACUUGCCAUUCAAAAACAUUGGAAAGGUAGAAAUGGCUGCUUGUGGAGGAACUAAUGCAGCUAUUUUAAACGAUAAGGGACAUGUGUUUGUUUGGGGCUACGGUAUACUUGGUAAAGGACCAGACUUGUCUGAAUCUAGAACUCCAGAGAUGAUACCACCUACUCUCUUUGGCCAGACAGAAUACAGCCCCAAUAUCAGGGUGUCUCGGAUUCGCUGUGGACUGAACCAUUUUGCAGCAGUCAAUGACAAAGGAGAGUUGUUUGCUUGGGGUAAGAAUGUGCGAGGCUGCCUUGGCAUUGGAAGAACUGAAGACCAGUACUUUCCAUGGCGGGUGACUGUGCCAGGGCAGGUCGUAGAUGUGGCCUGCGGAGUAGAUCAUAUGGUUGCCCUCGCAAAAUCACUUGUUUGACAAUACUGAAAGCUGUCAUAUGAGCUGCCAUAUUCACCUGGAGAAUAGUAGCUUAACAUUUGCACUUUAGGAAUAGUCUUCUAAAGAGCUCUACCUGGGUAUGAUGAUGGUGAAUCUUCGACUGACUAGAUGUCUGUUACUCACAUUCACUCCUUGCUUCAUGUCUGUGCACAAAAGCAUAUAAAGUAUGUUUGCAUUUUUA